AUGCACAAGCUCCGGUCACUCACCAUCACGAAUGCGAAUCUCACGGGCUCGAUUCCGAAGCAAUUGGUCAAGAAUCUCGCCCGUGUGGAUCUUUCGGGCAACAAGCUUAAAGGAAGGAUACCCAGUUCAAUUGCAAUCCUCGAGAAUCUAGAAACCCUCAAUCAGGUAGGAAGAUCUCCUUUCGGCCCAGGUGAUCCAUUGUUUCCCAAACCAACUGUUCCGCCUCCUUCUUCUAGACAACAAUCGGCUCCUCCGGCUGCUUAUUCACCGGAUUCGGUGGCGAUUGGGUAG
Messenger RNA from Linum trigynum, 291 nucleotides. The record is from the annotation of a GenBank genome assembly. NCBI's taxonomy places the organism in Eukaryota, Viridiplantae, Streptophyta, Magnoliopsida, Malpighiales, Linaceae.